Molecule: messenger RNA, 2220 nt
Organism: Pungitius pungitius (ninespine stickleback)
Lineage: Eukaryota; Metazoa; Chordata; Actinopteri; Perciformes; Gasterosteidae
Product: fatty-acid amide hydrolase 2-B
Exons: 11
Coding region: 185-1777 (530 amino acids)
Cellular component (GO): endomembrane system
Source: RefSeq, a predicted model, not a curated record
UUACACGUCUUAAUAGAAGAAUAAAAACAUGAACUUCCGGUUCCGUUCGCACUCACCCGUGUGACGUUGCAGGUUCUCCUCUUUCACCUCAUCAUCCUCCGUCACCUGCGAGAAGGAGAAGGAGGAGGAGUUCAGCGCGGAGCGAAACCACGUCCCCCCCGCCUCCUACCCCCGCGGUGCAGACAUGGCCCUGUCCCGACUGGAGAAGGUCCAGGUGUGGCUCCUGAAGGCGGCGGCGGGGCUCCUGUUCGCGCUGUUCCGGCUCCUGUCCCCUCGCAGCGGGGCGCCGUCGGGGAGCCGCAAGCUGCCGCCCGUCAGCUGCCCUCUGCUGCUCAUGUCGGCCACGCGGCUCGCCCACAAGAUCCGGAAGAAAGAGGUGUCGAGCGUGGAGGUGGUGCAGGCCUACAUCGACAGGAUCCAGGAGGUCAACCCCUUUCUGAACGCCGUGACUAAAGACAGGUUCGAUGCGGCCCUGCAGGAGGCGAAGCAGGUCGACGUGCUGAUUGAGGAGGAGACUGGAGGAGAGGAGGUGCUGGAGGACCGACUGCCUUUACUGGGAGUCCCGCUCUCUGUCAAAGAGUCCUUUGCCCUCCAGGGUAUGCCCUUCACCUGCGGAGUGGUUUCCAGGAAAGGAGUGGUGGCCACGGUCGACGCUCCCCCGGUGGCCCUGCUGAAGCGGGCGGGCGCCAUCCCGAUGGGCGUCACCAACACCAGCGAGCUGUGCAUGUGGUGCGAGUCCAACAACCACCUCCACGGCAUCACCAACAACCCGUACGACUUCCAGAGGAUCCCGGGGGGGAGCUCAGGGGGGGAGGGCAGCAUCCUGGGAGGAGCAGGCGCAGUCAUCGGCGUGGGCUCCGACAUCGGCGGCAGCAUCCGCAUGCCCUGUUUCUUCAACGGAAUAUUCGGACAUAAAACCACGCCUGGCGUCGUCUCCCUCGAGAACCAGUUCCCCGUCUGCAGCGGCCGACAAGCGGAGUUCUGCAGCAGUGGUCCCAUGUGCCGCUACGCCGAGGACCUGCUGCCGAUGCUCAGGAUCAUGGCCGGACCCAACGCCGCCAUGUUGUCCUUAGACACAAAGGUCGACCUGAAGAAGCUGCGGUUCUUCACCAUCCCUCACGACGGCGGCUCUCCGAUGACGUCGCCGGUCAGCAAGGAGCUGAUGGCCGCUCAGAGGAAGGUGGUGGAGCGGCUGGAGGCCGACCUCGGCGUCAAAGUGCAGGAAGUGCACUUCCCGGAGUUCCGCUACGGGAUCCAGAUCUGGGACACGUACAUGAGUCUCCCCGACAAGGAGGGCAAGCCUCCGACGCCAUUUGUUGAGCUGAUGGGGGAACCAGGAAAAUCGACGUGGCCUCUUUGGGAGCUGCUGAAAAGGAUGGUGGGAAGAUCCGAUCAUACCGUGGCUGCUAUCGGUUUGGCCCUGCUAGAGAAGGCUCGCGUCGCCGAACCCUCCGCAUUCAUCAUCCAGCAGAAGGAGCGGCUGCAGAAGAACGUCGACGAGCUGCUGGGCACCGACGGCGUCUUCCUCUACCCGUCGCACCCGAGGGUGGCUCCCAAACACCACCACCCGCUCUUCAGGCCGGCCGACUGCGCCUACACAGGUAUCAUCAACAUGCUCGGGCUGCCGGUCACCCAGUGCCCUCUGGGUCUGGGCGAGGAAGGUCUGCCCCUGGGGGUGCAGGUCGGCGCGGGCAAGCUGCAGGACCACCUCACCCUGGAGGUGGCCCUGUACCUGGAGAAGACGUUCGGGGGCUGGAGGGACCCCGGGGCCAACUGAGACCAGGAGUCGGGUCUUCCUGCUCGCUGUAGUACAAAGAGGCACAAUCACCACAGCUGAAUGUUUAAAGAGAUGUCUGCAGUAAUGGGGGGGGGGGGGGGGGGGUUGCAAUUAUGUCUUUGUAUAAUUUACUGUUCAGAGACAACUGUGAGCCCAAGUUUAAAAAAAGAGAUUAACACACAAAACAAGUUUCUUUGACUGAAUAUUGAUACUUUUAACAUCCCCACUGGGUGUUUGUAGGGCUCGUACCUGCAUGAGAAGGAGUGUGUUGCCCGUUUCAAGGUUCAAGGCCUUAAAAGCCCUCCACGCCCACACAAACAUUUCUGCCGUUCCAAGUCAUCAGACCGCCCCCCCCCCCGGCGGAGCUAAGCUGUUGUUCACAGUAAUCUAACAAAGGGUCAGUUUGUCCAGCUUCAACAGGAAGCCCGAUUUGGCCCUGUUGG